This is a messenger RNA of Archocentrus centrarchus (flier cichlid), 796 nucleotides long. RefSeq names its product c-Myc-binding protein-like. The transcript has 5 exons. Gene Ontology annotation, biological process: regulation of DNA-templated transcription. Lineage: Eukaryota; Metazoa; Chordata; Actinopteri; Cichliformes; Cichlidae. Gene Ontology annotation, molecular function: transcription coactivator activity. The coding region runs from base 158 to 472 and encodes 104 amino acids. Gene Ontology annotation, cellular component: nucleus. The record is from RefSeq and is a predicted model, not a curated record.
UGAGCCCUGCACAGCAGUUGGCUGCGCGAAGAUAAACGAAAGUAAACUUUUAAAACCAGCUGGCAGUGUACCUGCUUUUUAACAUAAGGUGCUCCCACUUUAAGCGGAACGCAAAAUAUAGGAGCUUUCCACAAGAAAAACCCCCCCCGGCAUUACUAUGGCACAUUAUAAAGGUCCAGACCCCAAGAGGGAACAGUUCAGGAGAUACUUGGAGAAAGCCGGUGUUGUUGAUAGUCUAACUAGUGUUCUAGUGUCAUUAUAUGAACAACCAGAAAAGCCCAACAAUGCUUUGGAAUUUGUCAAGCAGCACCUCGGUGCUGUUGGCCAGACUUCAGCAGAUACUGAAGCUCUGCAGCAAGAGGUGAUGGAUCUGAGGCAAAGGUGUGCACAUCUGGCAGAGGAAAAUAAAAACCUCAAAACAAGGCUGAAGCAUUAUGAAGCUGUAUCUGAAGAUGGAGGCACAGCUAACUGAACCCCAGCAGCACUUUUUGUCUUUUGUCACUUUAAAAUUUGAAGACAAGACAUCACUGUUAGGUGAAAACUAAGAAUUUUUAUGUUGCUAUACUGUUCUGGUCCUUUUGUAAACCUCAGUUUCCAAAUGACUUCUUUUGAUUUAACUUAUUCUGUACAUGAAUGUAUAUAUAUUUUGGUUUGUUUUUUUUCCUGGUUCAUUCAGUCUUUAGUGUAGCUUUAUUGCAGAAACUGCCUUUCAACAUGACCGGUUAGUUGUUAAUAGAUAGGAGUCAUUAUAAUUUACAAGAAUCUGGUGUAGGUGCACAAAAAUAUAGCACUUGUA